AUGGAUGGCGCACUGCAGACACUCAGCGGUUGCCUUUGGUAUGCUGUGAUGCUAUUGCACUGUUUUUUCGAGUCUCUUUGGCAUUUGGUGGAUGAAUGCCAGGCCGCACCUGAAGAGGUGAAAAAUGCUCCGAAGCAUGAUCUCGGACCAAAUUUUGUGAGCCUCGGAAUUGUCGAACACCCUGCGGGCUUAUGCGAUGUCCGACUUGAGCCAACUCCGCUACCACAUCCUGUUGAGUUCUGCGUGACAGCGCCCCUCAAGAAAUUUUGGACGGAUGGGUCAAUGGUCAACGCUGAAUCCUUCUGGCUUCAAACAGCUGCCUUUGCUGCGGUUGAUGAAAGCCAGCAAUGUAUUUACAAAGGGCGUGUCAAUUCCUUUGCGCUCUCUUCGUUCACUGCUGAGCUAUAUGCAAUUAUAUUUACUUUCUUUUGUUCACAGGGCCCCAUCCUUAUCUAUACGGACUGCAAAACCUUUGUUGACAAGUUUGGUACACUCCUUCGGGAACGCCUCGUGCCCAAGGGUUGGGCUCAUUCCGUCUGGUGGAAAGAACUUUUGAAAGUCUAUAAUUUGCGAUCAGCUGUGUCAGGUGAUCCCUUGAGGGUUCAAUGGAUCCCGGCACACUUGUGUGACAAUAUUCAAGUGAGUGAAAUCACGGAUGAAGUGGCUGCACAGCUUGGCUGGCCACGACAAUGCCUUAUUUGCAAUAAAUUGGCCGAUAGCCAUGCCAAAGCCUUUGCACUUGAUCUUGCACCAGUCGCACCUUCCAUGUUCACUGUGUUGAAACACGAAGUCUUCACACGACAGGCGUGCCUUGCGAGAUUAAAUUGUGCAAUAGGCAAGGAUCAGCCGAUCAAGAAUGUGUACCUCACCAAGGAGGAACAAGCUCCUGACCAGGAAUUUUCUGUCCGCAGCCGUUUUCCAGAAUGGGAUUGGACACCAGAUGCCUCCCUUUUCUCUUGGAAACCCAAGCAUACCCAUUCUGUGGUGGAUUGCUGCGGAUCAUUUUCUUCUGACGAGGACUGUGAUGCUCUUCAAUCCUUCAUCCUUGCACUUAAGUGGAAAGCCGGUGCGAACCUUUCAGUCGCGUAUGUUGAACUCGCCUUUCUCUUUGUGGUGCGUCACUUUCGUUUUUCAUCGGUUGCCGCAACUGAUGAUUUCGCCGUCUUGGUACGACACUUGAAACGAAUGUUUGAUGCCGUGUGUGCUCAGCGCAACCAGGGACUCAUUCCAGGACGCCAUGAAAGGGAUCAGAGUCAUCAUUGUGGACGUGCCCUCCCUCGGGGGGCGAUUUUUGGUUUCCGGCCUUUCAUUUCUACGAGUGAACUUGAAGGAUUCGCCCGUUUGAUUCUCGAAGGGGGUGGACGAACACUGAAGACGUGGCGUUUCGGACUUGAUGCUGUUGUCGCUAAUUAG
Messenger RNA from Durusdinium trenchii, 1413 nucleotides. The record is from the annotation of a GenBank genome assembly. Lineage: Eukaryota; Dinophyceae; Suessiales; Symbiodiniaceae.